Harmonia axyridis is the source of this 5596-nucleotide messenger RNA. RefSeq lists its product as uncharacterized. The transcript has 3 exons. Lineage: Eukaryota; Metazoa; Arthropoda; Insecta; Coleoptera; Coccinellidae. The record is from RefSeq and is a predicted model, not a curated record. Bases 1119 to 4469 code for a protein of 1116 amino acids.
AUCGAAUAAUCCAUCGUUGUUUUAUGCAAUUUAAAGUUCUAUAGUUCUAAAAAAACACCCUUUAUAAUACUGAAAGCAAACUUGGAAAUUAAAAUCGAUAUUAUAACAGAAAAUUGUCUCUCAUCAUAACAUAACCUUAAAGAAGGACCCAGAGAACCUAUUGCUGUCAAGAUAAGGAUCAACCUGUCCAGCAGGGAAUACUAACGUUACCAAACUGAUGCCUAUCAGUAGCGGAGCUACUUACGCUAUACCGAUCUUUCUGCUGAAAGCGCUCAAUGAUGUCGAACCAGUUUUUAAGCAGCUUUCCAUGUGCUUUGAAUUCACCACUUUUUCAUACUCUUUUAUUCGAAGAUUCUUAGCCACCUUUGUUCACUCCCUAUCCCGUUUAACAAACCUGCAAAAAUAAUAUAAAGUCAUCUUUGAAAAUCAUGAAGAAUCAUUCUAGAAUGCCCAUUUACAAUGAAAAAUAAUAAAGAAAUGGAAAAUACGAGGAGGGGGUGUUUGUAACCAUUUACCAAUUAUUUUAUUCGAGUAAAAAAAAAGGUUCGAUAUUAUAUGAUUUUUCAUGAACAUUUUGGAACUGUUUCCUAAAUUUUGGGUAUGCUCAAAAAAUUGAAAAAUAAACUACCAAAUCAAUUACUGAUAAUCAGAUCAAGGGGUUCACUAUUAAUACAUUAUAAAUAAGGUCUACCAGGUUACUCCCCAUCAUUUAUUUAAAAUGUGACACUCUGUUGGCCGAUACAGAUCGGUGGGCGUGGCUUGUAAUUGAAAACGCCCGCCACCGUCUACAAACAAACAUAAUUUCGUGGAUCGUAAGCAGCUGAGGAGCAGUCGCGUAUCUUCGACCUACCUUCGGUUCUGUUCGAGCGGAAUUCUCAUGGAGCAUGUCCCUCCACAGUGCAUGUCUACUGCGAACUGUCAGAUGUGGAUCGGUUUUAGUUAUGUUAUGAGGUGAUUAAGAUGACGUAGGAACAAUAAUCUGUCGUGCUACCCACAAUCUGUCCAUCUACGGUGUGACUCCACAAGGACGCAAGGAUUCUAAUUUUCUAAACAGUCCGAUGUAAGUGAUUGAAGUAGUUGAAGUAAUCGAGCAAAAUGUGCGAGAGUAGUUGAGUGAAAUGAGCAGCACCUCGCUGCCGCCCUUGCCGGCUCUCAUUCCAAUAUCAGUGUUAAGAAAAAGUCCCCUAAGAAACAACAAUAGUGACAUAGGAGACGAUCAUCAUACCGAUUGUUCUCCCUGCAUAAAUCAUUCCGAUGCACAGCGCUCGCCGCGGCUGUCGACCGAACCAACUGACGUCCUAAUCGAUAACGCAGAGUCACGUGAUACGAACGCCGCCCCACAGCCCCGGAAAAUAAGACCUGACCGUCAUCGUAAAUCAAACAGACAGCGCGAGCAUCGUCGUCGUGCGAAAGCGUCGAAAGACUCCGAUCAACCGAUCAAUCCGAGGGUCAAUCCCAUCUUCGUCUGGGUGAGGCAAGAAGACACUCGAAUCGUGGAAGUGAAAUGCGAAGAUUACGACAGAAGAAACCGUAUCCUCCUUACCAAGACUCCACAGGGUUGGCGGGCGACUCCAAGGACAGAAACCUUAGUCCCUUCCCUGAAGGAAGAGGAUGACAGAAAACACCAUCGUCGUAAGAAGUCCAAGAAGAACAAAAUGAAACAGAAAUCAACAGCCGUUCAGGUCGACAACACCCUGGACCAAGAAGAAGAAGAACCAGCUGAAAAAGAGUCUCUGUCCAAAGACCCAAACUCCCUUCUUGAUUGGGAAUCCCCCGUAAACGUCGAAUCGUUGUUACCGUCCCAUACAAUACACAUCCAUAGGAAAGACUCGAGUUAUUCCGAUUCGGAACAGUCCUACUCUAUCAGAGAUAUCGUGGAAAGUGAAGUAACCCAUAGUGCGCAGGUUGAAUCUAAGUGCGGUGUUGAAAAAAUGUGUGAUAACAUCAGCCCGCUUGACAAUUUAUUGGCUGUGGCUGAAUUAGAGUUUAACGAACAAAUACAGUCCGGAGGAUGGAAUGACAUCCCUGACGACCAUCAAACGGAUGACAAGGUGAUACCAGAUGAGGAACAAAACGUAUUCGUGAAAGAUAUGGAGCACCUAGAAAAUCUCAUCGAGUCUUGCACUCAAGACGACAACGUUAACUUAAUGUCUGAAAGUAACAUAAAUCCACCACAUAAAGAAGAUUGUGAUUACACUGAGGACGAAGAAAAUAACUUAGCGAUGAAUGAUAUACUGAACAGGUUAGAACAGUCGCUUAGGAGUCCUGAAUCGUCUGAAAUGGAAUCGACCCAAUGUGAUACAAAAGAACAAUUAGCGACAGAGUCCGAGAGCCUACAAGUGGAUUCGAAUCAAUAUGAUGAGGUAGGAACGAGCCAUUGUGAUAAUUUACUUGCAACAGAUGUUCCUACAUACGAGUCUGACAGUUAUGCAGACAAAGUGACAAAUAACUCAGCACCUAACGAAUUAGAAAAUCUCAUAGAAAAAAGUUUAGAUAGCAUACUUUCUGAAAACGUGAAACAAGAGGAACCCACGGAUUUAUCGUUGAAAUCGAUGAGAGAUUUAACGAUUGAAAUACCGCCUAGGAAUGAUUAUUUUGAGCAGCCUACCGAUUUGAGCAUACCAAAGCAGAACAAGAUGACACCAGGAGGAUAUAGACCACCUUCUCAGAACUCCGAAGCCUUGCAGUCUCCUCAACCCAGCGGUUUACCAGCAAUCCUACCAUCGCCAGGCAUUCUUUCACCAGGAAGCACUGUUAAUAUGAAUACGAACGUGAAAGAAAAGUCAACUUCACUUGAAGAAAUUCCUGCUGGUUCAAGAAAUACAGAUUUAUCGAACGGAGGACAAAAAACUCCGUUAGAUUUGGGUAAAUGUAGAAAAUCUGCCAGUCCUACAGUUACAUGUUCGGAAGAAGUGAAUAAUUUGCCGAUUGAUGAUCAACCCCCAGCGAAAAAACUCAAAAUUUCAGAAAAUUUAACCUCAACAAAUGUACUAGAUAUGGAACAGAAGAGAAACGAAGACUUGUCUCAAACAUCACCGCAAAUAACCAAACUUAUAGGAAAUGAUGACAGUUGCCCGAUAAGGCAACUAAAUAAAUUAUUAUUAGACGAAACACUCAAUAUUCCCGAUCCUAUGUUGGUGCCCAAAAAAAAUUUGAGGAAAAUUAUUUCAAAUCCAGGAAAUGAAAUACCAGAACUUUUGAAGAAAAGGCCUGAACUUAGAUUACCGGAAGCGUUAGAGUUUCCGCAUUUACUCCAAGAUCCUGAUAUUUUAGUCAUAACGAUACAACAACUAGAAGAAAUAAUAAAACAACAGAGCUCAUCUCUGGAGAAACUAUCGAAGACGAACUCCAAAAAUGAAAAAACGGAUAAGAUAUUGGAGAAGAAACCUAUGGAAUAUAAUGAGAGAGCGAAGCAGCCUAUUGAGAGAGAUAAUUUCCCUAAAAAUCAUGAAGAAUUGAAUGGAUUUGAUUUCAGUGAAAUAGAUAUGGCAUCGAAUCCAGCAUUGAAUCCAAUGUUAUGGUUACCUUACUUGAACCAAUUCGAAGCAUCACAGUUCGGUGGCAAUUCCGAUAUUGUACAGAUGUUAGCCAAUACGAAUAUGGUUAGAUCAAUGCCAGCACAUUCCCCAAAUUUCUCUCAUCUCAUGUUGAAUAGUGCGAUCCCAGCUGUACCCGGAAAUUUUCGAUUACCAACCUACAACAACCCAUUUGAAAUGCAUUUGUGGCAAAGGUCAAUGAUUCAAUCGGCGUUAUUAGGGCAGAAACAUCCCUCUACUAAGCAAGAAACAAGAAGUAGUUUCGAUGAUUUGAUGAAGGGAGUUCAAAACGAUGGUUUUAAUAGAAAAUACAUCCCUAGUAGUAGAAAGUACUCGAUGGAAAACAAAUAUGGAAUGCAACAUCAGUUCUUUCAGACUCCAUCAGCGCUCUCUAACUUGAAUACAUACGCGAAUCAUCCGCAAGCUUGCCAACUAAAUAUGAAAAGCAAUAUACCAAUGUUACCUCAGUUUAAUAGAUGCCUUCAGAAAAGCAUGGCCGAACAGAUACCUUUUCAGAAUCAUAAGGUGUCUUAUAAUCAUCAGAAACCUCAAGAAAAACCGUACAAUCACAAAGUAACAAGCAAUAUCCAUCUGCAACAAAAAAGUAAUAAGCCGAAUCAUGUUCACCAUUCGAAAGAAAAAUAUGUGCGCAGACAAUCGAACCGUGCUGUCAGCCAGCCUAUUGAUCUUUCAGGUGCCAGCUCGACAGUCGGAGUUAAAUCAAAGAUAAUGCAUCAACUGCCUGUGAUCGAUUCCUUCAACAGCUCGAAACAUUCCAGAAACGAUGACGUUGGUGAAGUUGGAAGUACAACCGCUAGUAUAGAGGAGAUGCAGGAAGCUCACAAACAUCUUUGGCACCCGCUAUUUGGAAACGAUAAAUGCCACAACAAUACUUGGAGUUUGAAUCAUCCGAUGGCUGUAUCCUCUGAAUAACAUUGGCACAUACCUCCAAAUCAGAGGAGGACCACAUCGUACCAACAACCGCAUCAAGAAUUCGAAGGACCGACUGGACCCGUAAAAAAUCCAAUUUUUGGGAUUCCUUCGUUUGUAUGCAGAUGACGCACCCCACGCUUAAGAAGAACAAAUCUUGAAGAAUAGAAUGUUCCUGGUUGUAAAAUAUAGAUAUCUAAUUGAAUAAUAAUUGAUAUACGACUCAUUCAAACUUGAGAUUGAGAUGAUAGAAUAGUACUGACUAAUUGGAUAUAGUUGAAAUAAUUUGUUGAUUUCUGUUGAAUUUUUCGUUUUGUUUUUGAAUAGAAAGAUAUUUAAUAUUAUCGUCGUUGAAUGGUUUUAAUUCUGAAAGGUGAAUUAGUUAGAUGUAAAUGUUACUGAACUCUAUUUUUUAUUACUUGUACCUAUUAUUUACGAAGCAUGGUUCUUGAGUAUAUAAAGUAAUAAUAUUACCCUUUCAAUUAUUUUUAUAGAUAUUAGUGAUAAUUAAUGAAAUCUAGCAGCAAUUUUGAAGUUACCAUACAUAUUGUAUUCAACAUUCGUGCUUUAUACUCAAAAAGGAACAUAAUGUACAGAAAAUUACAUAACUUACUUUGAAGAAAUAUAUUUUAUUCCGAAAUAAUUGGUAAUUAAAAGAAUUUUUAAAUUCCAUUGAAUUUUGUUCAGAAAUUAUGGCCACAUAUUUCUAUAAUGCUUAGCUAUUAAUCUCAAUAAAAAAAUAUUUCCUGAAUAGGGAGAUACUGAAUAUAUUUCACACACCAACAUAUUAUCUUUCUGAAUCAAUCGAAAUGAUGAAUAUAUGGCGUACAUGAAUAGUUGUAUUUCUCAAAUGUACUUAAUUGAAUACAUAUCGCUAAUUUUAAGUCUAUCAAAAUUAUAGAAUCUUUCGGAUAUAUUUGAAAUGUGGACAAUAACAGUUACCAGUAGAAAUUUAAUUUAUAUAUUAUAUUUAUAUUCGACGUUUAUGAAACUAUUAUGUGUUUGAGAAUUGUUUGUUUUCAGUUUCCUAUAUUGAAUUCAAUUCAAUUUUUUUUUAUUCAAUUAAACUAAAUGUAUAUAGUGUACCAAAUGCUUAUUUACUGAUUAUUGAAUAAAUGAACGAAUUUCGU